Protopolystoma xenopodis is the source of this 252-nucleotide messenger RNA. The record is from the annotation of a GenBank genome assembly. Lineage: Eukaryota; Metazoa; Platyhelminthes; Monogenea; Polystomatidea; Polystomatidae.
UGCGAUUCGGCAAUCCGUCUUUCAGGCCAGCUUAGAACCGCAGGCAAGCAACUAAUUCGAUACAUGCUUUGUCCAAAUGGUGGCAAAGUGCCUCCUGCUGUGACCCUCUUCCCGUCUCCCCCAGCAGCCACCGAAAGGCAUGCAAAUCAAGGGAGUAUGGUCGACCGGGUGGAGAGAAGGAGGCUCUGCGCUGUCGGCUGGGAUAACUGGCUUUGUGAGGUCUGCACGAUGAUUGGCGAUAAUGAGUAUUGA